AUGAUUGGUAAAAAUAACUCUUUAGUAUAAUUGGAAUAAUUCGAUUAAGAUUUAUAUAAAAACUUGAAGUUCUUGAAAAAUUUUGAAGGAAACAUUGAAGAUUUAACCAUUACAUUUACCAUAAGUGACUCAGACCAAAAAGAAAUAGAACUUAUUUAAAAUGGAAGGAAUAUUAAAGUCAAUAACGAAAAUAAAUUUAAAUAUAUAUAUCUUGUAGCAGAUUACAAAAUGAACAAAUGCAUCAAAGAACAGUCUAAGGCAUUUUUAAGAGGUCUUAACAGGACUAUUCCAGCUGAAUGGCUUUAGAUGUUUGACGAGUAAGAAAUGCAAAUAUUGAUUUCUGGAGAAUAAAAUUCUCUUGACUUGAAAAAUUUAUAAUAAAAUACUAAAUAUGAAGGAUAUAAAAAGAAUGAUUCGUAUAUAAAAAGUUUUUGGUAAUACAUAGAAAGCUUUAGUAGUAAUAAUAAAAUUAUUUUUCUUAAAUUUGUCACUUCGUGCGAAAGAUAACCACUUUUUGGCUUUUAAAAUUUAAAUCCACCGUUUUUAAUUUCCAAAGUAGAUAGCGAAAACGAUUCGAAAUUACCCUCGGCCAAUACUUGUUUUAAUAAAUUUAAUUUACCUAAGUAUUCUUCUCUGUAAAUUCUUAAGGAAAAACUAAAUUUAGCACUUUAAAAUGGUGUUGGAUUUUAUUUGACUUGA
This is a messenger RNA of Ichthyophthirius multifiliis, 699 nucleotides long. RefSeq names its product ubiquitin protein ligase, putative. The transcript has a single exon. Gene Ontology annotation, biological process: ubiquitin-dependent protein catabolic process; protein polyubiquitination. NCBI's taxonomy places the organism in Eukaryota, Ciliophora, Oligohymenophorea, Hymenostomatida. The record is from RefSeq and is a predicted model, not a curated record. Gene Ontology annotation, molecular function: ubiquitin protein ligase activity.